CUCUGGCUCCUUCUUCCUCCGCAUGUGGCUGGCGGCCGCAGAGCAGUUGAGUUCGCGCACUCCCCGCCGCCCGCGUCUCUCUCGGGCUCUCCUCGCGUCACUGGAGCCAUGGCGCUCGCCGAGACCAACGCGGCGGCAUCGUCCCUGCCCAACGGCGACUGCGGCCGCCCCGGGGCGCGGCCCGGGGGAAACCGGGUGACGGUGGUGCUCGGCGCGCAGUGGGGCGACGAAGGCAAAGGGAAGGUGGUGGAUCUGCUGGCGCAGGACGCCGACAUCGUGUGCCGCUGCCAGGGAGGAAAUAAUGCCGGCCAUACAGUUGUUGUAGAUUCUGUGGAAUAUGAUUUUCAUCUUUUGCCCAGUGGAAUAAUUAAUCCAAAUGUUACCGCAUUCAUUGGAAAUGGUGUGGUAAUUCAUCUUCCCGGAUUAUUUGAGGAAGCAGAGAAAAAUGUCCAAAAAGGAAAAGGUCUGGAAGGCUGGGAAAAAAGGCUUAUCAUAUCUGACAGAGCUCAUAUUGUAUUCGAUUUUCAUCAAGCAGCUGAUGGUAUCCAGGAGCAACAGAGACAAGAACAAGCAGGAAAAAAUCUGGGUACCACAAAAAAGGGCAUUGGCCCAGUUUAUUCUUCCAAAGCUGCUCGGAGUGGACUGCGGAUGUGUGAUCUGGUUUCUGACUUUGAUGGCUUCUCUGAGAGGUUUAAAGUUCUGGCUAACCAAUACAAAUCUAUAUACCCCACUUUGGAAAUUGACAUUGAAGGCGAACUACAAAAACUCAAGGGUUAUAUGGAAAGGAUUAAACCUAUGGUGAGAGAUGGAGUUUAUUUCCUCUAUGAGGCUCUACAUGGACCACCAAAGAAAAUCUUGGUAGAAGGUGCAAAUGCAGCGCUACUAGAUAUUGAUUUUGGAACUUACCCUUUUGUGACCUCUUCCAACUGUACAGUUGGAGGUGUCUGUACUGGGUUGGGAAUGCCCCCGCAAAACGUUGGAGAAGUGUAUGGGGUCGUGAAAGCUUACACAACUCGAGUUGGUAUUGGUGCCUUCCCUACAGAGCAAGACAAUGAAAUUGGAGAAUUAUUACAAACAAGAGGUCGAGAGUUUGGGGUAACCACUGGAAGGAAAAGAAGAUGUGGCUGGUUGGACCUUGUUUUGCUCAAAUAUGCUCAUAUGAUUAAUGGAUUUACUGCGUUGGCACUUACCAAAUUGGAUAUUUUGGACAUGUUUACGGAAAUCAAAGUUGGGGUUGCUUACAAGUUAGAUGGUGAAAUCAUACCUCAUUUCCCAGCAAACCAAGAAGUCUUAAAUAAAGUUGAAGUUCAAUAUAAGACGCUCCCAGGUUGGAACACAGAUAUAUCAAAUGCAAGGACAUUUAAAGAACUACCUAUUAACGCACAAAAUUACGUUCGAUUUAUUGAGGAUGAGCUUCAAAUUCCAGUUAAAUGGAUCGGUGUAGGUAAAUCCAGAGAGUCUAUGAUUCAACUCUUUUAAGGAUUUCCAGUGACUCAAGAAACACUCCUUGAAGGGAGGGGAAAGGACUUUCUUAAAUAUUACAUUUACAAUCUGCGAAGUUCAAGAAUAAAGACAUUGAAUUGAGUUUUAAGCCCUCCAGUUGUUUCCAGUCAUUCAAGAUGGCUAGCUGGUGAGGAGAUACUUUGGCGUGUUCCAGUGUCAGCUGCCUUCGCUGGCAGAAUCGCCGAGUCAUGUGUUGCUCCUGCUGCUCACGGUGCCACGUUUUCUGUCCGUGUUUAGUCAUAGUAUGAUCCAUGUUGUUUGAAAUCUAAGAUAGAAUUCCUUUCAGUGUAGUUUUUCUUCAUUAUCGUCACUGUAUGUUCUUUGGUUUUUACCUCUAUUAAAUGGGAAGAACAAUUAAUGCAGUUUUGCACAAAUAUUUUUUACAUUCUGGUCAUUCAAUUUGUCAUUGUGAUCUUUGCUCUUCGACAAAAAUGAUGAGAAGAAGGGUCUGUAAACUUUUGUAAUGCUAUAAAUUCUCUUUCACUUGUGAACUGUUUAUUUUCUGCUGAGACCAUUGCAAAUUUGAGCUUUGGCAGGGGGGAGGGGAUUAUGUUCAUGUAUCCUUGAAUUUGUACAGAACACAAAACUUGUUUCUCUCUGUAAAUUAUUUAAUACAUUGGACAUUUAAUUAAAUGUUCAGAGAAAGGUGUUCCCUAAAGCAACAAUCUUAAUGUUUAAAAAAAAUUAGUCAUUAAAAGAUCAUUGUGAUAA
This is a messenger RNA of Nyctereutes procyonoides (raccoon dog), 2214 nucleotides long. RefSeq names its product adenylosuccinate synthase 2 (gene ADSS2). The transcript has 13 exons. Gene Ontology annotation, cellular component: cytoplasm. Gene Ontology annotation, molecular function: GTP binding; adenylosuccinate synthase activity. NCBI's taxonomy places the organism in Eukaryota, Metazoa, Chordata, Mammalia, Carnivora, Canidae. The coding region runs from base 109 to 1479 and encodes 456 amino acids. The record is from RefSeq and is a predicted model, not a curated record. Gene Ontology annotation, biological process: 'de novo' AMP biosynthetic process; IMP metabolic process.